CUAUUGGAUUGCAUCGUCUGUUGCAGGGCCAUGACCAGAAUGUAAACGCGGCCCUCGCAGCGGCGGCGACGAGGAGGGCCUCGAGGACAGCGGCGGCGAGAGGGAGGCCCCGUCGGCAGCAGGACCAACGACGGGAUGACGCGGACGCCCCACGCCCCGGUGGGGGCGGCAUGGCCGCUGGUGGCGCUCUUGGUAGUCGUCGGCGUUGGCUCGAGUUUAGCGGCCAAACCUGGACUCUGCGAAGUGGAGACGGGCCAGUCCAACAUCAUCCUGGACGUGGAGGAGAGCCGAGGGACCCAGAUCAACCAGCUGACUAGCCCGCCGGACCUGCCCGUGGUGGGCGACCCCUUCUCGGACAUCGCGCUCGACCUGGUCUUCCCCAAGGGCUCGCCCAUGUUCAUCCUCAACGGCAAGCGGCUGCAGCUGCUGCACCCGCUGGACCGCGACCAAGCCAACCUCUCGCACAUCGUCUUCCAGCUCAUCUGCACCGUCAAGUCCACCAAGCGGAAGCGGACCAUCCCCGUCAUCGUCCGCGUCUCGGACAUCAACGACAACCCGCCCAAGUUCCUCAACACGCCCUACGAGACGACCGUGUCCGAGCUCACGCCCGUCGGGACCACCGUCUUCCAAGGAGUGCAGGCAGUCGAUGCGGACUCGGGCGUCAACGGCCUGGUCGAGUACCUGGUGGUGCCCGGUGACCCAGCGGCCGUGGCCGCCACCAACCAGGGGCAGCCGCGGGUGCACGUCGCCGACGGCUACGGCUACUUCUCCAUCAACCUCCCCCACCAGGGGCAGGUGACCGUCAACCGCUCGCUGGACUACGAGCGCACGCAGCGCUACUUCGUCACCAUCGUGGCCACGGACCGCGCGCGCAACUCGACAGAGAGGUUGUCCAGCAGCGCCACCCUCACGGUGAACGUGCGCGACGACGACGACCAGGACCCCAGCUUCAUCUACCAGGGCUGCAUGCUGCUGGACGGCGCGUGCAUCAACCCGGAGUACACGGCGUCGGUGCAGAGCGGCAAGCUGGCCGGCAUCCUGCACGUCUCGCCGGAGAAGAUCCAGGCCGUGGACAUGGACUCGAUCAACUCGCCCAUCGUCUACUCGUUCCUCAGCGGCUCGCCCGCCUCCUUCCGGGACUACUUCGAGAUCAACCCGCAGACAGGAGCCGUGCGACAGACGCAGCCCGUGGACACCUCCGUCACCAAGAAGUUCCAGCUCAUUAUCAAGGCCGCCGAGGUGUCAGAAGCCAAGAGGUUCGCGACAGCCAAGCUGGAGAUCACCGUCAAGCCCGUGGACGUGAACCCGCCCGAGAUUAUCGCCACGGCAACCGAGGGCUACGUGGAGGAAAACUCACCCGUGGGCACGCAGAUCCUGGACGUCAACGGCAAGCCCAUCUCCUUCACCGUCACUGAUGCCGACUUGGGACCGGAGGACCCCAAACCGACUUACACUUUCGAGAUGACGACCAACUUUUUCCGCAUCGAGAACGGGGUGCUGACGGUCAACGAAGAGAACCUGGACCGGGACCCGCCAAGCCCCGGCAAGUUUCGCUUUCAGGUUGUGGCCCGAGAGAAGAAUGGCAACGCGGCCAGCGCGCCACUCUCGCUCACCGUCACCCUCGAGGACAUCAACGACAACGCGCCGCGGCUGCCCAUGGUGCCGCCCGUGUCCGUGCAGGCCGGCGACGGCAAGCGCGAGGUGAUCCGCGUCGAGGCCACGGACAACGACGAAGGCGAGAACGCCGUGGUCACCUACAGCAUCUACCACGUGUCCAACAACGGCCGCCUCAAGUUCACUAUCGACCCGGAGACGGGGCUGCUCGAGACGACCGGGAAGCUGAACGCGGGCGAGCAGUACAGCAUCACGGUGCAAGCCACGGACACGGGCGGCCGCUCCAGUCAGACCAUCGUGGAGGUGAAGGUGAUCCCCGGGCCCAACACGCGCAGCCCCGUGUUCCAGCAGUCCACCUACGAGGUGCAGGUGAGCGAGGGCGUCGCCAUCAACACCACGGUGGCCACCAUCACGGCCAAGGACCCCGAGGACGACCCCGUGUCGUACUCCAUCGUCAGCGGCAACGACCUGCGCCAGUUCGCCAUCGGGGACAAGACCGGCGUUGUCACCAUCAUCCGCAAGCUAGACCGCGAGGACCUCACGCGCUACCAGCUGCUCAUCAAGGCCGAGGAUACCGGUGGGCUGUCGAGCACAGCUACGGUCAACAUCAAGGUGACAGACAUCAACGACAAGAACCCCGAGUUCGACGGGCUCCCCUACGUGUUCCGCGUGCGCGAGGGCGAUGCCAACCAGACGAUAGGCUCUGUACACGCCAGUGACGCCGACGAGGGUCAGAACGCCGUCGUGUACUACUCCGUCCCCGAGGACGUACCCUUCGCCGUUGACGCUAUGACAGGAGAGGUGCGCACCAAGUCGGCGCUCGACUACGAAAAGCAGAAGGAAUUUCGGUUCGUGGUGACUGCCCGUGACGGGGCACCAGACCCACGCCUCGCUACCGCCACUGUGACCGUCGAGGUCAUGGACGUGGAAGACGAGCUCCCCGUGUUCAAGGAGCACACGUACGACGUCCACGUGCCGGAGAAUGUGCCGGACCACGUGGUCACCCAGGUGCACGCCGAUGACCCGGACACGGUGCAGCGCGUCACCUACACCAUCCGACAGGGGCCCACCGAUCUGUUCGCCAUCGACCCCAAGACGGGCGUCAUUCGCACGCUGCGUGGCCUGGACUUUGAGCGCGAGAGCCAAUACAUUCUCGUGGUGGGCACGCUCGAGAACCCCGGCAGCGGGGCGGGGGCCACGACCAGGGUGGUGGUGAACGUGGACGACCGCAACGACAUCCCGCCCGUGUUCACCACCGUGGCGCGACCCGUGUCCCUCGAGGAUGACGUGGGCAUCGGCACGAGGGUCACCACGCUCACCGCCACGGACUCGGACGGCACGGCGCCGGGCAACAAGGUGCGCUACGAGCUCAUCGGCCGCGGCAAGGCCAACAAGUACUUCACCGUGGACCCCGACACCGGCGUGCUCAGCGUGCGGGACGACCUCCGCAAGGAGACGGACCAGUCCUACCAGGUGGACAUCAAGGCGUACGAUCUGGGCGAGCCUCAGCUGUCCUCCGUCAUGUCGGUGCCAGUGUUCAUCAAACACUCGGCUACCGUGGCGCCGGAAACCGGCCUGGGCUUCGCCGACGACCUGUACACCGUGGAUGUGCCUGAGAACGCCACGGCGGGGGCUCUGCUCAAGACCCUCACCAUCGUCAACAGCAAGGCGCACCGCACCGCACCCGCGCCGCUGCACUGCAGUAUCGUCAACGGCAACGAAGGAGGGCUAUUCUUCGCGAACGUGACGGAGAACCGCAACUGUGAGCUGCGCGUGGCCUUGACGGGCGUGCUGGACGCGGAGCAGCGCUCGCAGUACCAGCUCACGGUGCAGCUGGACACGCUGCCCGGUCUCGUGAAUCCGGCCAGGGCCACGACGCGCGUCAAGGUGCACGUCGAGGACCUGAACGACAACGUGCCGCGCUUCGUGUUCCCGGCCAGCGGGCUGAUGCAGGGUCAGGCGCUGGGCCGCUACUUCGGCGCCGUGCCCCAGGACGCGCAGAUCGGCACCUCGGUGCUGCAGGUGAAGGCUGAAGACGCAGACGGCGGCCGCUUCGGGAGGGUGAAGUACGCCCUGGUGGACUCAGAGGAGGAUGCAGACGACAACGACGUUGCGACAGACAGGGACAGCGACAACGACUAUUUCUCCUUGGACACAGACACCGGCGUGCUCAAGACCAAACGCUCUCUGGAAGAGGUCCCGCCCCAACGGCUGCCGUUCCGGCUGACAGUGGAGGCCCGUGACAACGCCGGCGCCAGCGAGGGGGCCAACACGGUGCACGCGCAGGUCAUCGUCAACAUCGUCACGCCCAACAACCUCCUCGUGCUGGUGCUCCAGGACGUGCGGCCGGAGCGCGUGCAGGGCGAGGCGCAGCGCCUGGUGGCCAUCCUCGAGCAGCACUCCGGCCUGGUCGUGGGCGUGGAGCGGCUCACCGCCCGCCACUUCCUCGCCGACAACGCCACGCUGCAGACCGACGGCGCCGGCACCGACGUGUGGUUCUACGCCGUGGACCCAGAGACGGGUCGCAUCCUGGAGCGCAACAGCACGCGCGUUCAGCGCUCCGUGCUGGACAAGCAAGUCGUGUCCAACAUCACGCUGGACGUGUCUGCGAACCUCCAAGCCACGGCCACGGCCAUUCAUGAGCCCUACGUCGUGGCGAGGCACAAGACGGCCGUCGCCGUGUCCUGGGAGGUGUUCCCGUACGCUUUAAUCGUCAUCGCCUGCGUCAUCCUCGUCCUAGGCGUCGUUGGCAUCAUCUAUAUCUGCGUAUCCUGGUCUCGGUAUAAGGCUUACAAAGAGAGAAUGCAGAGAAUGUAUGUGGUCCCCCGAUACGAUCCAGUUUUUGUCGAGCCCAACCUUAAGGAGUAUGAGACUCAGGUUCUCCAGAUGAGUGUUCCUCUUGACGAUAAUGACAGUUACAAUGAUCUUCAACUAGAUUUUAGCCAAAAGAAUCAUGCAUUUAGUAUGGAUAAUGUUAGUUACAUCACAAAAGAAAACAAUACUGGUAGCAUAGGUCAACAGAGCCCUGUAAGCUCCGAUGCAGCAACGACUGCAAGAGCAUCUAGUAUAGCUGGUGGAGUGGACACCAUGAGGAGGAGGGAGAUUAAGCCAAACAACCUAACUGGUCAUGAUCCACCAACUAGCAACCCUCUGUAUGACAGAUCGCAUGAGGAUAAUAAUGUAGGACAUCUCAAUGCAAGUGCAACUAAUGAAAAUGUUCUGUUCUGUGAGAAAAAAGACUAUUCACAUCUUGGGGGGUUUGCAUAUAUUAAUGACCGUAAUAGUAUUGAAACUACCACUGAGCUUUAGUGACUUGAAACCUGGUGCCAAUAGGAAGCAAAUGUUUCUUAUUUAAAAGACUUCUUGAUAUUAAUCAAAAUGUUUGCUACAAUCUGGAUAUAAGGAGAAGUCUCCUCUUAGUCAUUUUAUGUGUAUAAACUGAACUAAUUAAUAGUGUUGUGUUUAGGGUUGAUGUAGUAUUAUAUAGUAAUCUGUAUAGUACAGGUAAAUAGGAGGUUAUGCAAUUAUACAAAGUGCCAAGGCCAAUCUGCAAACAUAUGACAAAAAUGGUAAGGGAGUCAAUACUUUUGUUGUAGGGAAUCUAUGUUGUGAGCAAUAUGUCUAAUAAUUUGUUUGUGCUGAGUGUAAUUUAUUAUAUGCUGCUAAUUUUCUGUCACACUGGUUUGUUAGGCUGCUGUUGGGAGCUUUUAAACUUUUUUGGACAAUAUAAUGAAUGAGUGAGUAAAAAGAUAAUCCUACUGGAUAAUAAAACUGCUAUUAUUCACACGUUUAAUGUAAGCAAAUUGAUGAAGCCAAAUGAACAUUAUGUGUACUUAAUAAUUAUGACAAGAUGUAUCUGUACAAAAAUGUCAUGAUGCUAAUAUAUGUGAUAUAAUUUGAAGUCGUGCCUUUGCCAUGGCCAACAGCCAAAUGGGUUACUGCUUUAAUAUUUAAAAAAUAUAUAUAUAUAGCCCUUUCUAAAAUGUACAAGAAACAAGAAAUUAAUAUUUGAAUUAGAGAAAGCGUUGUAUCUCUGAGAAAAUGCUCAACCUCUUGUAUAAAUGUAAUACAAACAACUGUUUGUGGUUUUACUACUCAAACUCAAAAGGCACUUUAAACCCUAUCCAAAAUCUUAGAAACUAAAGUACUUUUGUCAUGCUCAAAUGUUAUGUAAAUAUGAAAGGAAGUAAUUUAUAAGUCCAUACUUUAUGUACUUGAAUCAAUAAUUACUAUCUGUAAAAAUGUAAGUUUACGGUGAUGUCAAUCUUAAAAGAUAAAAUGGUGUACAUAAUUCUAGAACUGUUAUAAAUGUGUAAUUAUUAUUCCAAAUUUAUGUAAAUAUCCAUAGAAACAAUGAAUUUAUUUACUAUUUAAUGCCUUAUUGCUUAGUUGUAGAUUUUUUUACCAUUAUGAUAGAUAAAUGACAUUUUGUUAAAACACUCUGUUGUUAUUUUUAAUAAAAAUGAAAUCAUGAAA
This is a messenger RNA of Frankliniella occidentalis (western flower thrips), 6090 nucleotides long. It is a transcript of the gene Cad99C, whose product is annotated as cadherin-99C. The transcript is spliced from 16 exons. The record is from RefSeq and is a predicted model, not a curated record. The coding region runs from base 136 to 4923 and encodes 1595 amino acids. Gene Ontology annotation, cellular component: plasma membrane; cell-cell junction. Gene Ontology annotation, biological process: homophilic cell-cell adhesion. Lineage: Eukaryota; Metazoa; Arthropoda; Insecta; Thysanoptera; Thripidae. Gene Ontology annotation, molecular function: calcium ion binding.